Molecule: messenger RNA, 613 nt
Organism: Phytophthora sojae
Lineage: Eukaryota; Oomycota; Peronosporomycetes; Peronosporales; Peronosporaceae
Exons: 1
Coding region: 37-348 (103 amino acids)
Biological process (GO): mitochondrial electron transport, ubiquinol to cytochrome c
Source: RefSeq, a predicted model, not a curated record
CUCCGACACCGCCAGAACCUAAGCCAUCCCGAAGCCAUGAGCCUCAUCAAGAAGGUCGCGGGUCUGUACCAGAAGUCCGUCAGCAAGUCGUUCGGCAUGUACGGCCUCAAGUACGACGACGCCCUCGUGGACACGGCCGCCGUGCAGACGGCGCUGCACUGGGUCAACGGCGAGGACUACCAGGCCCGCACCAAGCGCAUCGCCCGCGCCGCCGACUGCUCGCUCAAGCGCAGCUACCUGCCCGACGAGAUCCAGGCCAUCCAGCGCCCGCUCGAGUUCUACGUCAGCGACAAGGUCGUGGAGGCCGAGAAGCUGGCCGAUGAGCGCGCCGAGCUCACCCGGUGGUAAACAGCCCGCGCGAAUCCCUAUAGCGACAGACUCAGGAAGCAGCUUCUUGACGCGGGGUCCGAGCCGUCUGCAGAUAGAAGUCAGGCGGGGAAGCCACGCACAGGGAUAACAGGUUGCCACCGUCGCGUCGCGUUGCGUCGUCCUCUUACAGAGAUGAUGGAGGGAGGAGGGGGUUGAGAGGGAGGGGGAUUCUCUUCGUCUUGCCACAGGCAAAGCAGAAAAGGAAGAUUGGAAAAACAACAGAAAAAUGGGAAGCUUUUAAAUG